Molecule: messenger RNA, 1884 nt
Organism: Quercus lobata
Lineage: Eukaryota; Viridiplantae; Streptophyta; Magnoliopsida; Fagales; Fagaceae
Product: O-fucosyltransferase family protein
Exons: 8
Coding region: 616-1671 (351 amino acids)
Cellular component (GO): cytoplasm
Source: RefSeq, a predicted model, not a curated record
GAAAACAAACAGAAAAGUUUUCUUUCUCUUCCAUUAGGGAGGGACUUAUAUAAUUUGGGGGUUAGGGUUUCUGAAAUUUUCGAUUCAAUUGCAAAAAAAAAAAAUUGGAGCUUUUCUCAGAUUCGUUGGAGAUUCACUUAGAUCUGCUUCCAUAAGGUGGGGGCAGUUGCCAGUAAAUAUUACUAGCUAGAGGCAAGUCCAAAGGGCUCUUAUUUAGAAAGGUUCCCUACAUUAUCAAAAAUCAAAAAGAAAAAGAGUUGGAGUAGUAAAUCUUUGGGUCUAAUGCAAGUUUGAAAUUCAGGAAGAAAAAUCAAAUGGUGGUUUUGUCAGUGAAACCCUUGUUUAUUAUCCUGGUGGUGUUUCUCUCUCUCGUCCUUGCCAUAGUUUUGCUUUUGCCUCCUUCUCCAUUUUCCCAGACCGUGCUUUCUUCCAAUUUAACACUAGGGACAUCGGACAUAUGGAGUGUCCGGAGGAUGGUGGAGUGGAGGCCUUGCAAGUGGUGGCUACAAGGACACCUAAGUGACAAUUGCAUUGGUUUUUGUUUAAAAUGCUGCAGCUUUGCCACUUGAGAAUAAUGGAUACAUCCGAGUUGAUUGCUAUGGUGGGCUCAAUCAGAUGCGAAGAGAUUUAUGUGAUGGUGUUGGUAUUGCCCAUUUGUUAAAUGCAACCUUGGUUUUGCCAAAGUUUGAAGUGGCUGCAUAUUGGAAUGAAUCAAGUGGUUUUGCAGAUGUAUUUGAUGUUGAAUACUUUAUUCAACAGAUGAAUGGGUUUAUUAAGGUUGUUAAAGAGUUGCCACCAGAAAUUGCAUCAAAAGAACCUUUUCGAGUAGACUGUAGCAAACGCAAAGGCCAAUUUGAUUACAUUGAAACUGUUCUUCCAUCCUUGCUGGAACAUCAUUAUAUUUCAAUUACACCAGCAAUGAGCCAAAGAAGAGAUAGGUAUGCUCUGUAUGCAAAAGCUUCCCUUUGUCAAGCUUGUUACAGUGCGUUGCGCCUCACUAGAUCCUUGGAGAACAAGGCUUCUGAGCUCUUAGAAGCCAUACCCAAACCCUUUCUUUCACUUCACCUUCGAUUUGAACCUGACAUGGUAGCAUACAGCCAAUGCGAAUACUCAGGUCUUUCUCCAUAUUCUGUCAAAGCCAUUGAAGCAGCACGAGGAGAUAGAAAACCAUGGACUGGAGAGUUAGCCCACGUCUGGAGAAAACGGGGAAAAUGUCCUCUUACCCCUAAUGAGACGGCCUUCAUACUUCAAUCACUUUCCAUUCCAACAGACACAAAUAUAUAUUUGGCAGCUGGGGAUGGUCUGAUGGAAAUUGAAGGCUUAACAUCUGUCUACACCAAUGUAGUUACCAAGUCUAGCCUCCUAAGUGAUGAGGAUUUCACAAGAAUGCACGGGAACACAAAAGCUGCAUUGGAUUAUUAUGUGUCUAUUAAUAGUGAUUCUUAUGUGGCUACAUAUUUUGGAAAUAUGGAUAAGAUGGUUGCAGCAAUGCGAGCUUUUAAGGGCUUGUAUAAAACCCUUUUCUUAAGCAGAAGAGCUUUUGCAGAGUUCACUUCCCAAGGUUUUAGUGGGAAAGAUCUGAUGCAAGCCCUGUGGAAGGCUCAUCUAGAUGAUUAUGUCAUGGGGAGAGGUUCUGCUUUGCCUGACUGCUUUUGUGAGUUCAAAUUGUGAUUUCAGUUUCAUCUUUCUUGCCAUAUAUUGUAUUUCUUCAUUUUUUGUAUGUGAUAUGACUCUAGAAGCAGAUUUUUUGUUAGGUGUUUCUAUAAUUUAGGGCUUGUAGAAUAAAAAGUUUUCCCCUAAUAUCUUGUUUUUACAAGUUCUAACGUUAUUGACUGACUUUAAUUAUGUAUCUCUUGGCCAAAGUUUGGGCAUUGCACCUAACCA